AUGCUGCUGCUGUCCCUCCUCCUGUUCCACACCCAGGUCUGGCCCAUGCACAGCACGAAUGGCAGCUGUGAUGCAGUUUGUGGGCGCCGCCCCCUGAUGUCUGGCUACGGCGGGAUGCGGAUCGUGGGUGGCGUAGAUGCUCUGCCAGGGGCCUGGCCCUGGCUCGUCAGCAUCCAGAUCCCCACCCAAAUGGGCCCCCGGCAUUCAUGUGGUGGGUCCCUCAUCAGCACUCGCUGGGUCCUCACAGCAGCUCACUGCUUCAAAGCCAAGAGAAGGCUGCUCCCACAGUGGCGUGUUGUGAUCGGUGCAUCCCAGCUCUCCCAGCGUGGCCCUGAGGCCCAGGUGCGCUCCAUCAAACAGGUGGUGCAGCACGAGCACUACGAGCCGCGCACGGAGAGUAAUGACGUUGCUCUGCUGGAGCUCGACCAGCCCAUUGCGUGCAAUGACUACGCACAGCCCGCCUGCCUGCCCGAUGCCAUGGUGGAGGUGUCGAACCUGUCCCACUGCUACAUCAGCGGCUGGGGAGUCACGCAGGAGACAUCCCAGGAAACAGCCGACAUCCUGCAGGAAGCCAAGGUGCAUCUCCUUGAUAUCACGACCUGUAACAGCAGCCGCUGGUACAACGGGGCCAUCGCCAGCAACAACCUAUGUGCAGGGUACGAGCAAGGAGGCAUCGACAGCUGCCAGGGCGACAGUGGUGGCCCCCUCAUGUGCACAGAGGAAAGGUCAAAGCGCUUCUGGGUUAUUGGAGUCACCAGCUGGGGGCUGGGCUGCGCCAAGGCACAGAGGCCAGGGGUCUACAGCUCCACUCAGCACUUUCAUGACUGGAUCUUGGGGAAAAGGACUCUGUACCAGCAUGCAGCUCCCAUCCUGCCCGUUGUCCUUGUGGAUGGAGACUGA
This is a messenger RNA of Terrapene triunguis (Three-toed box turtle), 900 nucleotides long. Its product is annotated as acrosin-like. Gene Ontology annotation, molecular function: serine-type endopeptidase activity. The coding region runs from base 1 to 900 and encodes 299 amino acids. Lineage: Eukaryota; Metazoa; Chordata; Testudines; Emydidae. The record is from RefSeq and is a predicted model, not a curated record. Gene Ontology annotation, biological process: acrosome reaction; proteolysis. The transcript has 6 exons.